GAAGGCGAAAUUUAUAAGGAUUUAAUUUGUGCGGUGAGAUCUGCGUAUCUGAACCAGGUGUUUCGAAUAUUUACGCUAGGUUACGUAAUCGUACUAGGCCGAAUUUACUUUUUUUUGAAGCGCAUUGAUAUAUGCAUCUUUAAUUAGGUCGUACUCGUACCGUUUCACGUGUGAUAGCCCUUUGGGUGUGGUUUGAUUAGGAGAAGGCAUUUGAAGAUCUACGUGCACGGACGUGUUUGUAGGCAGAGCACGAGAAGUUUUAAACGUGUGUUGGAGAUUUCUUCGCUGGGAGAAUUGGGACUUCAGCUGGUCCAAUAGGCAGUGGGUCUACCUGUAGCAGUGGGUGGCAGUGGCUGGUAGUGAGCUACUGUGGGCCUUGCAGUGGCUGUGGAGUUUGCAGUCCAGGGGUUGCAGUCUGUGGGUUGCAGUCUGUUGUACUGGUAGUGGCAGCCUGUAGUUUGAAGCAGUUGAUUGACCUUUUUCUGACCUUGGGGUUUUUUUAUGUUUCCUAUGACGCCGAUUAAAUGAAACUGCCCUAGAUCUGGUGUCCCGGUUUCUUUAUUGAACUGUCCGGUCCCUUAGCAAGGUCCAACCCCCACCCACGACAGAUUUGGCGACGAGGAUGGGAUCACUGGUUCUGCGCAGUCUUCGCCGAUGACCGUCAGGAGUCGAGGAACAAAACCCCAUGGUCAACCAGUCAACCGAGAAGCCGUAAUAGAGGUCAAGUCAGCAAGUCUUCGCAGUGAAGUCAACCAAGUCUUCACAGUGAAGUCAACCAAGUCUUGCCAGUCAAGAACGAACUUUAAAUUGAGUGGUAAAGGUUAAAAAUUAAUUGUUGUCACUGAUGUAUACUAUGUACUUGUAGUUAUAUUAAGUACAGUAUAUUAACCUUUUCUCCCGAAUAAGACCAAUCUAGCCCUUGUAACGAUGCCCGGCGAAGAAGCGUCGAUGUCCGAGAUGCUGCAGGCCUUGACCGGUGUUCUGACAGGCCUUUCCGUGCAGCAGGCUCCGCCAGCUCCACCAGUAAAGCUACAGAAAUUCAGAGGACUGCCUAAGGGGCCAGGAGAGCCCUCCCUAACCGAAUGGCUCGAGGAGUUUGACACUUACUGCCGUAGGUACAAGCUAGAAGGCACGAACAAGGCCCAGGCUUUGGUUGAACAUUUGACUGGAUCGGCCAAAGAAGAGGUGCUAUGUAGGAAUUCCAGUGUGCGAGGCAACUAUGAUUCUUUGGUCACUGUCCUGAAGUCGCUCUUCAGUCCGGCGGAGUCCGUGCAAUCGCUGAGUGCCGCUCUUCACUCAAGGGUACAGCAAGAAGGGGAGUCACUCGCCGAAUACAGUAGAGUCUUAAUGCGAUUACACUCAAGAAUGGAGCAAGCGGCCAGUUCUGAGGAGAAGAAGGCACUGGAACUCCUUAAGGAUGGUUCGCUCAAAGAGAACUUCUUGAACGGCAUUAGGGAGCCUUGGAUGAAGAGAGAGGUACGACGAAUUAAACUCGCCUCAAGAGGAAGUACAUUUCUAGAAAUGAGAGAGGAGGUUCUAGAGUUUUUCGAAGGACAAGAAACGUUUGCCAGUAAGGCUGUGCUGGUGAAAGAGGCAGUGGCAGAAAAGAGGGAGAUUCCUAGCCCUUCAGAGAUGGAAUUAUUGAAAAGUGAUAUUUCAAAGUUGGCUCACCAGGUCUCGAGCCUAGUUGAAGUUGUGAGUCACAUGACUAAGGACAACAACCAGAGGACUGAUCGUAGCAGUAAAGCAAAAAGGGACACGACCUGCUAUAAUUGUGGGAAGAAGGGUCACACUAGAUCAGAGUGCCAAGAACCUACCUUGUGUUACGGCUGCAAGGGGACUGGACACAUGAAGAAGGACUGCCCAGAGGGCCGACGAGCUGUCAUGUCAGAGCGUAACAACAGCCAGCAUCCAGGGGUUAACAUGGGUACAAUCCAAGAGUCAAGCAUGGGUGCUACUUCGUGCAGUGAUGAGGGUCUAUACGCCAGGUUGAUUUCUUCAUGCCCAAGGACGAAGAUUCUGAUAUGUGGAGAAGAGCUUGACUGCGUUUUGGAUAGUGGUGCUGAGACGUCGGUAAUUCCUUCUUCGGUUUAUCAUAGCCACCUCAAAGACAAGUUGGGAAGCCCGAGACAAUUGCCAUUCUCCCUGAAUGUGGUAGGCGUCGGAGGAGUCGCAGUUACGGAAGGCUAUAUUGAAGUGCCAGUUGAGGUGGAGGGACGGAUGCUACUUGGUAGCUUCCUGAUCACUCAAGACAGAGAGAACAGUAAUCGUACCUCGAUACUUGUAGGAUGUAAUAUCCUAGACCAGAUUAGGGACAAGGAGCGCCUAGUUGAAAGGCACCCCCUCUUGAGUGUGGUACAAGCAGAUAGCAUACUUGUUUCUCUGUGCAACGUUGUCACCGAGCAUGAGCCAUGUAAGGAUGAUGGAGAUGGAGUUAGCCCACGCAGUGGUGAUCCCUGCCUUCCCCUAGGUGUGCAAUUAGAUGGACUAUCAGCUGAUGAGAAGCAGAAAGUCUCUGAACUCUUGACAAAGCACACUGAUGUAUUUUCAACAGGACCCUUUGACUUGGGGGAGUGUAGUAUUGUCCCACAUGAGAUAAAUCUGAGUGAUGGCCCGCCAAUUAGACUGCCUUAUCGGAGACUCCAUCCAGACCAGGCUUGUCGGAAAGUAUCUGAUAGGCAGAGAGAGGAUGCCAUGAAGGAGGAAAAGAGACAACAGAAGAAAGAGAGAGGAUCUGUUGCUGCCAUGGGAAUAGGCGACAGGGUGCUACUCCAUCGUGAUGCAUUCACAGGCAGACAUAAACUUGUAGACAAGUUCUAUGAAAGACCUACAUCGUUGUUGCAAAGAACAAAGAAGAGGAUGUCUACCAGAUCCGCCCGGUUACUGGAGGAGAAGCUACAUGUAAGUGGGUAAAUCGACGUCGCCUAGUUGAAGAUCCUCGUCAGGAAGAUAGAGGGAUAGACCAGAUUUUCCCUUACCCUCAGGAUAAUGUUGAAGCAGAGAGUGAACUUAGUCGUCACGUUGAUGAUAACGUUGAUGAUGUCGACAUCGAGAACCGAAAUGACGACGGCAAUGAUGACAGUGAUGAUGAGGGCGAUAUCCCAGGUUGGCUCUAUCUAUCGAGUAGACAGGGUCUGAGGAAUCCGGAACCCGAAGUAAGAGCCCCGGUCCGACGUUCGGCGCGAAGUAAUAAGGGUGUAAAUCGAAAUCCUUUUCGAUUACCCACGUCCUCCAUCACAGGCCUUCCCACUUGUUAAUGUAAAUGUACAGAUUAUUUAUGACACAAGCGGGGAAGGAGAUACUUUGCACUUGAUUUAAUACAUGAUUAAUGUUUUGGGGUUCAUUUUUCUAAAAGAAAAGGAGGUUAAUAGCAACAGUGGGAAAAGUAUUGAAUUUUCGAAUUUGGCAUUACUUUGUUUCCUGUUCUAGAGAAAAAGUGGUUUGUCAGUAUAUUCAAAUAUCUUUUCAUUACAAAGAUGAUGGUGCAACUACUCAUGGUUCCUUUUCCAGUAGUAUACGAUUGAUAUUUUGGAAAUGUGACAUUUGUUUUUUUUGUCAUAUAUUGAUAGAGACCGGUUUGUGACAUAUAUAUGUAUAUAUAGGAUAGGAGUAUAAGAUUGAAUUAUUUUGAGAUAUGAAAUAUGAAAUUCUUUGUGGGUCAUAUUAUAUAUUGACAGAGAAUGGAUAUAGUGUUCAGUUUCUGAAAUAUAUUAUAAAAGGUGUGAAAUCAAAUUUCAUAGAUAUUCUGCUAUAAUUGUUUUGAAAUUGAUAAAAUCAAUGGAUUUGUGUAUCGAUUCAAGUAUAUUUUUGGGGUUAAUCAUUAUAGAUGUAGUUUGUCGGGGACGACAACGUAACAAGCGGGGAAGAUGUCGGGAAAUGGAAUUUUGUGAAGGCGAAAUUUAUAAGGAUUUAAUUUGUGCGGUGAGAUCUGCGUAUCUGAACCAGGUGUUUCGAAUAUUUACGCUAGGUUACGUAAUCGUACUAGGCCGAAUUUACUUUUUUUUGAAGCGCAUUGAUAUAUGCAUCUUUAAUUAGGUCGUACUCGUACCGUUUCACGUGUGAUAGCCCUUUGGGUGUGGUUUGAUUAGGAGAAGGCAUUUGAAGAUCUACGUGCACGGACGUGUUUGUAGGCAGAGCACGAGAAGUUUUAAACGUGUGUUGGAGAUUUCUUCGGUAUGUAAACUUUUAUAUAGCAUUUUAAGUCUAUAAGAAGUCACUUUAAUGCUGAGAAUAAUUCUAAGAGUAUUUGUAACUAUUUUAACUGGAUUUAAGAGAUUAUUUUGAGUACUUUCCAUGUCUUGACUUUGAUGCGUCUGAAGGAUAAGAAUUUCGAUUUCUGUAACAAAUUGUGGGAAAUGAUGCAAAUGCUCUGUGGUUAUCUCCAAAUAGAGAUUUAUCGGGUUUUCAGUAUUUGAUGUUAAUGAUUUAAUAUGUUAAAAGAUAACAGGCUCAGAUACUUGCUUGUUAUAGGAGUGAUUUAAUUGUUUUUGGUUCAGCAUUUACGAACGUAGAGGGCGCCAUUUUAUCCGACUUCUCAAGAUGGCCGCGCCCAUGAAUCGAAGAUAUAAAAUGUAUGUAUAAGAUCAUGAAGUGAUUACACUGUAACAUUACACUGAAAGCAAAUUAUAAGAUGAUUAUUCCGGAAAUAAUAUGAUAAUUCAUAUACUUCUGAGAGUAUUUCGAGUGUAGAAUUGUUGGUGAUUAAUAAAUUAACUUCUUAUUUAUAGCUGGGAGAAUUGGGACUUCAGCUGGUCCAAUAGGCAGUGGGUCUACCUGUAGCAGUGGGUGGCAGUGGCUGGUAGUGAGCUACUGUGGGGCUUGCAGUGGCUGUGGAGUUUGCAGUCCAGGGGUUGCAGUCUGUGGGUUGCAGUCUGUUGUACUGGUAGUGGCAGCCUGUAGUUUGAAGCAGUUGAUUGACCUUUUUCUGACCUUGGGUAGGCAUCUUAGAGUUUUGUUUCUUAUAUCAUCAGAUGUGUAUCAUGUAUUAAUGUCUGAUAUUAGGAUGAUUGCAUCAAUGAUUUUAUAAUGUCUUAUAAUAUUGUCAAACGGUGUUACAGAGGAUUUGUUUUGACAGUUUAGUUAAUCUUAUACGAAAUAGAUUGAACAGAUGCAAGAGUUGAGUGAAUAAGCUGGUAUUGGUAUUAUACUAGAUAUUGCUCGAGGUGCUUUGUACUAAAACAAAGAGGGAUUUUAUAGGCUUAUGCUGAAUUUAUAGUAGGCAAGAAAAUAAGUUGUUGUAAAAACAUAAUUAUUUUGAAUUCUUACAAGGGAAAUAGUUUCGACUGAAUUUAACUUGGUAAAAUUCAAGAUUGUUUGCAGCGAGGCGUUAAACUUUAAUGACAAGAAGUCUGUUUCAUUUUUGUAAGCAUUACAGAACUAUCAAGUGAUGAGAUGGGAACUGUUUACAUGUGAACUUUGUCAUUGAUUAUUUGAAUCUGUAAUAUAAUACAUGUAAUUUAUUGCGGUUUUUGUUUAUGUAUCUUUACAGGGUUUUUUUAUGUUUCCUAUGACGCCGAUUAAAUGAAACUGCCCUAGAUCUGGUGUCCCGGUUUCUUUAUUGAACUGUCCGGUCCCUUAGCAAGGUCCAACCCCC
Molecule: messenger RNA, 5593 nt
Organism: Lytechinus pictus (painted urchin)
Lineage: Eukaryota; Metazoa; Echinodermata; Echinoidea; Temnopleuroida; Toxopneustidae
Exons: 3
Coding region: 928-2913 (661 amino acids)
Biological process (GO): proteolysis; positive regulation of cytoplasmic translation
Cellular component (GO): cytoplasm
Molecular function (GO): translation regulator activity; zinc ion binding; single-stranded RNA binding
Source: RefSeq, a predicted model, not a curated record